Molecule: messenger RNA, 1611 nt
Organism: Tetrahymena thermophila SB210
Lineage: Eukaryota; Ciliophora; Oligohymenophorea; Hymenostomatida; Tetrahymenidae
Exons: 2
Source: RefSeq, a predicted model, not a curated record
AUGAGUAUCCCUUCAUUAAUGGAAAUCAAUAUGCUCUAACACUCAUAAUUUUCACCUGCAACAGACCUGCUAGCAAAAAGUCUACAGAAUAUAUAAGCCAGUUCAUAAUUAUAAAACAAUAUUUUGCUUUAAUAACAAGAUUCCUCCACACAAUCCUCUUCUUCCUCUCUUUAAUAAUCAUUUUUGGGAUAAAAUUCUUUUUUAUAAUAGGCUAUUAACAAUAUAUCAACCUAACCCUUAGCAUAAACUUCUUAAUAGUAAUUUUAAAUUCAAUAAGCUUUGUAGCCUUAGUUUAACCCCUACUUAUAAAAUCUUAGUCUAAAUGACAUCUAAUUAUUAAAAAAUUCAUUACAAUAAUCUUAAUAAGUUUAGUAAAAUAACCUAUACAAUCUCAAUAAAAACUAGAAUUUAACUUUUAAUCCACUGUUGAAGAAGGAAGAUAAUGGUUUAUCUUUUGGAUAAAAUCAACUUUUCUAAAUUUAAGAUUUAAAUACUGACUAAAUGAAUUAACAACUAUUAUAAAGCUAACUAAUCUAGCUAAAAAAUAAGCAACUACUAGAAAAUACAUAAUUGCCCUUAAUGCACUUAUUACAAUAGCAAUAACAACAAUAACAGCAAUAAAUAUAAUAAUAGUAAUAACAACAGUAAUAAAAUUAAUAAAUGUAUAAUAUGCUUUAUGCCUAACAGCUUCUUGCUUAAUAAUAAAUACAUUAAUAGCAGAUUUUAAAUCCUAGAAAUACAAUAGAAUAAAAUGAAAUUCUUUUUAGAAAUAACCGCAUACUCUCUAACUAGGGCUUACAAAGUGAUUAGGUUUCUUCAGAAAUGCGCUUCUUCAACAAAAAAUAAGAAGCUUGUAUUCAAGAUAAAGCAAUAUGCUUUGAAUCUCCAAAUUUAUCCUGUACAACACUUCCCGCUGCUAGAAAUUCUUUUUCGAAUAUCUCGUAAUCUACUUCCUCUUCAUAAAUUAAUCUAGCUCUCUAUCCUUAGACUUCACCUUUAAUUUAGAAUAUUAAAUCAGAACAAGGUACUCAAUAUCCUCAAUUGAAUUUUCUUGUCCUUUAACAGUUAUAAUAAUAACAGCUUAGUUCAUAUCCACAAAUUUAAUAAAACUAGCUCUAAUUUAACAAGUUAGGAUAAUAAAAAAUAGACUUCCCAUCUUACAACGAGGAAUCUCGCAACUCUAAGCAAAAGAAGAAGUCAAAUCCUAAGAGAAAUACUAUCAAAAAUUUAGGAAAUUAAAUAAUAUCCUUCAUGUGUAAUAAGAAAUCGAUAAAAAUAAUACAAAAAAUACCUUAGAUUGAAUUCGAAGAAAAGGAGUUUGACGAAUUUAAGAAAUUUUGUGAAUAAUACAAAAAUAAGAUGUUGAAAAUAGCUGAUUUGAGAAAUAUAUGGAUUUCAAACAAAUAAAAUGUAGAUGAUAAGACCUCAAAGUAUCACAAAAUAAUUAGAGUGCUCUCUAGAUUCUAUUUAAAUAAUGAAGCGAUUCCAAAAUUAUUAACAUCAAAUAAACUUAAAGACAGAAAAAUUCAUCUAUCAAUAAGAAGAAUACUAGUAGAAAAGUUAAAAGACCCUGAAUCUUUUACAACCUUAAACUAAUACUCAAAAAAAUGA